GCUACGAAAGCGAAGAGCGGGCCCGACAGAACACGACGGCGACGGCGAACGUCACCUAGAAACUACAAAAAUAUCAGCUGCAACACCUGUUCGUAGCGCAAUCGAAAACACAGGACAGUUGGGAAACGCGGGUCCAGCAACCAUCAUGGCCGAAUUCGUCAGUUCGACAGUCUUGCCCUUUGCUUGGGAUGUUGCUGGGAAGGUGGCAUUCAACCUGAUAAGCUCAGCUGGAAGAUUGUGCGCAGGAACGUUUCCUGGCGAUCCCGCGAAAUCUCGAAGAAUUCUCGUUGCAGGUCGAGCCGGGAGUGGAAAGACUAGUUUGAUCAACGCUUUGACAGGAAUGAGCCUCAAGAUCGGCGACGGUGCCGCGGGUGUUACCUUCAAUUGCCACGCGGUGGAGGAACGGAUCUAUCGUAAGCACGGGAGUGGCGAGGCCGUCAAGCUGGAGUUCAUCGACACCGUGGGGUUCGACGACGGGGCGAGGGGAGCUUACAGUGACGGUGAAGAGUUGUGCAGCGAUGCCGCCUUCAGGAAAAUGAUGAAGCUUCUGCGUGCGACUUCUAAGCUCGAUCUCAUCAUCUACGUCAUGAAAAGGGGCCGCUUGUCAACCGCGGAGACGGCGUGCUAUGAGCUACUCGUGAAGAAGAUCGCGAACGGACUUCGUCACUCCGACGGAGUAGUAGAAAAAAAAAUCCCAGUCUUGCUGGUGAUCACGCACUGCGAGAAAGAAAACCCGGACAAUCUUCAACACUGGCUACAAGAGCGGGCGGGGGACGUUCACAUUCCGGGCAAGAAGUUCGUCCCAAAUGGCAGCAACCAUCAGGCCCUCAGCAGUGCGGGCUUGGACAACGCGCACACGAUCUGCACGUCGUUUUUCGACGAGCACUGCCUACUCGGCCAGCUCCAACAGUACGUGGAAUGCCGCAACAUAUCUGUCCAAAUCUUACUCGACCGCAUUGUGGAUACCUCGGACGCCGGCUCUUUCCGUGCGGCUCAUGAUGGUCCUCAGCGUCUUUUUAGAGAGAUUUCUAUGUUCAGGUACAUCACCUCUGCAAGGUACCGGCGGGUGAGCAGGGACCGCUUUUACAGAUUUCUUCAAGGCGUUUUUCCGGAGAACAACGACGCCAAAGAAAUCUACAACCAAGUGGUUAACUUCGUUUGAUUGUCGGAGUGAUUAUUUGCCGUCGAAUCCAUGAGACAUGUGCUUCUCUGUGGGGGACGGUGGCACUUGAACUGUGACGUUCUUUGCUUUUGCAGUGACGUACACCCCAAAGUCUUCGUGGCACGGUACGCUUUCAACAAAGUAACUAUCAGUGUCUGCCAUGUUGGGUAGUGGUACUUAGUUGCCGGUAACGAGUGCCUCGCUGACGAACUUUGAAUUGGCUGGUUUCUGCCUUCGGCACCGUGUGUGGAAUUCAGCAGAGACGUGGCGCACGCUGUGAUGGGAUUUCAUAUAGUACUGUGGGACCACGUACUACCCGCUUGUUUUUGUGGAUAUGGUGCAAUCUUGGCUUCGUACGCAGGACUGCUAGACGAUACCAUCUCAGCCUGCAUCGACAAGAGUCUCGCACCCAUCGUUGUUUCGGCUUGGCUACUUUGUUCUUGUGUUCGUCUCUUUCUUGAGACUUCAUAUCCUUUUCUAACUCCGGCCCGCCCACACGGACCCCGGCUGAAGCAAGAAUACCGCAUCCGUUUCCACUUUUAAUUUCCUGUCCUGUGUUACCUCCAGCGUCAGCUUCGGCACCUUAGUCAGCUCGGCCUCAUUUCUGUGUAUAUCUAUGUUCUAUUCUUCGACUGGAAUUCCUCUUCCUUUGUAUAGAGUCAGGGUCUUAGCCUGCACCCACCCAGGUACCGACAAGAGUACCGAACCCGUUGUCGUUUCGGUCCGGCAUGAUUUCGCUUUCACGUCCUUUUCCUUCGAUCUUUGACUUUUCACUCAUAGUCUGCGCCAACCCCGGUUUCGGCAAGAAUACCACAUCCGCAGUUGUUUCGGCUGGGCUUUCGCUUUCCUUCGUUGUCGUUCCUUCGACUUCUCUUUUGAUUCAUAGCCUCCCCUGCAUCAACCAACCCCGAUUUCGGCAAAACACCACUUCCGUUGCUUUUUCGGUUGGCUCCUGUAUUCUUUCGUGUGAUUAUUAGAGGUGUGUGAAGGGGUUUGAAGAGUCGUAUCUUCGAUUCACUUUGAGAAACCCUUCUGAUGGAUCAGAGCCCCAUUAAGGGCUUCCGUGUAUCUGCAGCUACGGUCGUCAAAGAAAGGGGGUCUACUGCUGUACAGCAGUGGGACUUGGUAGUUAUAUGGCUGCUGAAAGACGCAUUGUCCACUUGUUCCGUGUGGAUAUGGUACAAAUUUGGCUUCCUACGUAGGACUGCUAUUCGACCGUUACCGGCGUGUUCCGUCUGACACGCUAUCGUGGCGGUUACAUCCACAGUUGCAAGAGUUGAAUUUCGCCGUAGAACUUCGGUAAGAGAGCUAGUUGGAGAGAGAAUAGUUCUCUCUCUGUGCCCCCCGCCCGUCACUCCCCCCGCCCCCGGUGUUUGCCAUC
Molecule: messenger RNA, 2543 nt
Organism: Ectocarpus sp. CCAP 1310/34
Lineage: Eukaryota; Phaeophyceae; Ectocarpales; Ectocarpaceae
Source: the annotation of a GenBank genome assembly